Molecule: messenger RNA, 1628 nt
Organism: Brassica rapa (field mustard)
Lineage: Eukaryota; Viridiplantae; Streptophyta; Magnoliopsida; Brassicales; Brassicaceae
Product: ethylene-responsive transcription factor RAP2-2
Biological process (GO): ethylene-activated signaling pathway; regulation of DNA-templated transcription
Molecular function (GO): DNA-binding transcription factor activity; DNA binding
Source: RefSeq, a predicted model, not a curated record
ACCAUCUCUUUAUCUUUCUGGAGAGCAACAAACCACAGAGAGAGAGAGAGAGAGAUAAAUAUUUCAAAAGAGAACCCCAAAGAAGCUAAAACUUACAGUUUCGCCGCUAAGUUUACAUUUCUAAGCAUUUAACACCGCCAUGUGUGGAGGAGCUAUAAUCUCCGAGUUCAUACCUCCGUCGAGGUCCCGCCGCGUCACGAGCGAGCAUCUCUGGCCGGAUCUGAAGAACAAAGGGAAAGCUUCGAAGAAGAAGCGAUCCGGUUUCAUCGAUCUGGACGAUGAGUUCGAGGCUGACUUUCAAGGGUUUAAGGACGAUGCAUCGUUCGAUUGCGAAGAUGAAUUCGAUGUGGAUGAUGACGUCUUCGCCGAUGUCAAACCCUUUGUCUUCGCCGCAGGUGCCAAGCCCGUAGCUUCCCCUCCCGCCGCCUUCGCCUCCACUGGUUCAGUCUCUGGCAAGAAAACCAUAGAGUCUGGUGGACAAGCUGAGAAGUCUGCUAAGAGAAAGAGGAAGAAUCAGUACAGGGGGAUUAGGCAGCGCCCUUGGGGUAAAUGGGCUGCUGAGAUCCGUGAUCCUAGGAAAGGCUCCCGGGAAUGGCUUGGAACAUUCGACACCGCUGAGGAAGCAGCAAGAGCUUACGAUGCAGCUGCACGCAGGAUCCGCGGCAAUAAAGCUAAGGUGAACUUCCCAGAGGAGAUGGUCCCUAGCGUCUCCCAGAAACGCCCUUCUGCUAAGAAGGCAGUGGCUAAACCAAACCAAAGCCCAGCAUCCGUUCAGCAGCCAACACAUGUGAGUCAGUACUGCAACAACUCCUUUGACAACAUGGGACAUGACUCCUCCUUUGGUGAUGUGAGUUUCAUGGAAGAGAAGCCUCAGAUGUACAACAAUCAGUUCUUUGAUGUCGGAGGCAACAAUGGAUACCAGUAUUUCAGUUCUGACCAGGGCAGUAACUCACUGGACUGCUCUGAGUUUGGGUGGAGUGAUCAAACCCCCAAGACACCUGAGAUCUCUUCAAUGCUAGUCAACAAUAACCAAGCUCCUUUCAUUGAAGAAACCAAUCCAGCCAAGAAGCUCAAAACCAGCUCUGAGGACGGGACAAGCAACAAUGAUAGUUCUGAUGAUCUGAUGGCAUACCUGAACAACGCCUUGUGGGAGUCUCCAUUGGAAGUGGAAGCUAUGUUCGGUGGUGAUGCUGCUACUAUGACUCAGGAAGAGGGAAACCCAAUGGACCUAUGGAGCUUAGAUGAUAUCAACUCCAUGCUGGAUGGUGGAGUCUUCUGAAAGUGAUUGAUGGGUUGCCUAGUUUGUAAAUAAAGCUCUUUGUGUGUUGGGUUUUGCUGUUGGCGGGGGGAAUGGUACAAGUUCAUACCUGGAGCUUAUUGCAUCGUUAUCUUAUAUGAGUCUCUUUCUCACGGAGAGUGUCUCUCUUUUAAAUUCCUGAAAUAAAAGGGGUGAUGAAGUAAAUAGAGUUGUAAUUUCUAUCUAAUGAGUCUCUUCCUUGAGUUUUUUUUUUGUUUACUAAUCUUUAAAACUCUCUUUUUGAUCUUUCUUUUUAUAGCGUAUUAUCAUCACCCUCGAAAGUGUUUAUGUUUUGUGCCCCCAACACUUAUAUAAAAACUGUUUGAAACCU